UCAGAAACCUCUGGACGGACGUGACGGGGAGAUGGGGAAACAGGGCUGGCAGGGGAUGCAAGGCAACACCGGAGCAGUCGGUGACACGGGGGACGAGAAGGGUGACACGGGAUAUCGCGGGGAUAUGGGUGAUACAGGAGAAAAGGGAUAUAAGGGAGAAAUGGGAAUUAAAGGCUACAAAGGCUGCCUAGGAGAAAAGGGGUUUGCAGGGACGGACGAC
Molecule: messenger RNA, 220 nt
Organism: Geodia barretti
Lineage: Eukaryota; Metazoa; Porifera; Demospongiae; Tetractinellida; Geodiidae
Source: the annotation of a GenBank genome assembly